Xenopus tropicalis (tropical clawed frog) is the source of this 1454-nucleotide messenger RNA. RefSeq names its product N-methylpurine DNA glycosylase (gene mpg). The record is from RefSeq and is a predicted model, not a curated record. Bases 268 to 1104 code for a protein of 278 amino acids. Lineage: Eukaryota; Metazoa; Chordata; Amphibia; Anura; Pipidae. Gene Ontology annotation, molecular function: catalytic activity, acting on DNA; catalytic activity; alkylbase DNA N-glycosylase activity. The transcript is spliced from 4 exons. Gene Ontology annotation, biological process: base-excision repair.
CCUAUUGCUGUUCGACCAAUCUGAACUUUUCACACAACUGCCAACUCUGCCGCCUUCUGCUAUUUGCCUGCUGGUACAAGGCUGAAGGGGUGGAGCUGCAACACGGAGUUGCAAAAGGGCGGGCCUAACAAGCGCUACAGCGGCGUUCCGUUUUGGCGCAGGAAGAAGGAAGGCCUGUGAACUGACAAGUGAGAAUGACAACUGUAGCAUUACAGAGGGUAUGGAAACUGUGUAAAUACAUACAAUGAAAUCUAUAGAGGCGGAGAGAUGCCUAGAAAACGUCAGCGAGUACAAAUAUUAAAUAAUGCCCCCUGUAAAAUGAUCUUGCAUGAAAGCACAGAAAAGCAUGAAACUUCUUCAUACAGUGAAGAGCAGAAGCCAAAGAUCAGCAAAUAUUUCCAAAAUCCUGGGAUUCAUCUUCUCUCUGAGUUUUAUAAUCAACCGUGUACUGAACUGGCCAAAUCCUUUCUGGGACAGGUUUUGGUCCGUAAACUUCCAGAUGGUACAGAACUUCGAGGCAGAAUUGUAGAGACAGAGUCUUAUUUGGGGGGAGAUGAUGAAGCCUCACAUUCAAGAGGAGGGAAGAGGACAGAACGCAAUGUGGCAAUGUACAUGAAGCCUGGAACCAUUUAUGUAUAUCAAAUCUAUGGGAUAUAUUUCUGUAUGAAUGUUAGCAGUCAGGGAGAUGGAGCUGCCGUUCUUUUACGGUCCCUUGAGCCAUUAGAGGGCCUUGAUAUAAUGAGAAAUUUUAGGAAUGGACGAAGAAAUGAAAAAGCAAAACCUUUGAAAGAAACAGAACUUUGUAAUGGACCCUCCAAGCUUUGCCAAGCCCUGGAUAUUAAUAAGAGUUACGACAGAAAAGACCUUACUAAUGACCAAGAUACAUGGAUAGAGGCUGGCAGCAAAAUACUUGAUGAAGACAUUGUAUCUUGUUCACGAAUUGGAAUUGGGAAUGCAGGAGAAUGGACAAAAAAGCCUUUGCGGUUUUAUAUAAAAGGAAACAAAUAUGUCAGUGUAAGGGACAAAUAUGCAGAGGCAAAUAAGACAUUCCAGAACACUAGCCCAGACUGUCAUGCAAAAAAUAAUUUCAAUACAUUAAAAUAAUUGUAAAAUUACAUGAUGUACACUAUUGUUUCUGUUUAGUUUGCAAUUGGUCUUUAUUGUUUGUCUUUUUUUAAACUUUUUGUAAUGUAUCAAUUUUAGCAUUUAAAUGAUUAUCUGUUUGCUAGAAUCACUAACUCUAACAACCUAGCACUGGUAGGUAGGAUCUGAAUAAAAAAGUAAAACAAAUGAAGAAUAAUUAUUACAAUGCGGGUAUGGUUUAAGUUAUCGGCAAACCAAUAUCCAGGAAGUGCAUCUCUCAUAGAGUCCAUUUUAAUCAAAUAAUUUAAAUAUGUAAAAUGUAUUUCUUUAAUCUUUGUAAUAAUAAAACAGUACCUUGUACUUAAUCCCAA